Messenger RNA from Lepisosteus oculatus (spotted gar), 2560 nucleotides. NCBI's taxonomy places the organism in Eukaryota, Metazoa, Chordata, Actinopteri, Semionotiformes, Lepisosteidae. The record is from RefSeq and is a predicted model, not a curated record.
GAUGUAAAAUGUUCGGCUAUUGUAUGCAAAAGAGCCUGGAGGCGUUAUCAGACCACAAGACUGGUUUCAGCGUAUAGCUACGACGCGUCCGUGAGGAACUGAUCAUAUUAAAUGUGAAGUUAAGUAUUGAUCCAGAGGCGAUCCGGACUGCAGGUAGACUCCCACUUUCUCCGAACUCCGUGUCCAACCUAGGAGUGGUCACGUGGCCCUGCCCAUACAAAUAACUUGCUGUAAAGUUCCCCCAGUCACAGCGAGGCGAACGCUUAUAUCCGAGAUAAUCAGACCCAGCAGCAAUUUGCAGAUAGAGCUUGUCAGCGUUUUACAAGGAACGCGCUGGGCUGUUCGGAUGCAGUUUUCACAACGCGAGCUUCUCUAGGUUUUUUUUUUUAAUAUAUUUUGUUUUAAAAACCUGUUUCAGCGGUAUUUUCGUUGGGUUUGAAAGAAAAGGGAACCGGCGCGGUUCGCAGCUUUCCUGGACCCUGCGUGUGAGCGGCGAGCUGGAAGUCAUCUGCGUGCUUCACUGAAUGAAGUUACUGACUUUUAUCUACCAACACCAGUUCUUAUCUGGCCCUGACGAGAUUAUAAUUACGCGGACAGUUCUUGAUUGUGAUUUAAAUUGAAGAGUUUUGUGCCUUGUUCACCCAGACCACGGGGAUUUCCACUGAAACUGGACCGCUGCACCUGAAAACCUCGGGAGUGCUCUGACAUUUACUCCGGACUCGACAUCAGUUCGUGGUUCAUCAGUGAAGGGGAAGCAGAAGUCCGCACCAGGCCGCUAUAAUGUACCAAAGCUUGGCUUUAGCUCCUAACCAACCUCCCUACGCGCACGAUUCGGGAAACUACAUCCACUCCUCUGCGAGUUCACCUGUGUAUGUACCUACAACUCGGGUACCCUCUAUGCUGCAAACCCUGCCUUACCUCCAGACUUGCGACUCCGCUCACCAGUCUCACAGCUUGGGUAGCCAUCACGGUUGGCCGCAGGCUGGAACAGACACCUCGGCGUUUAACGCCGGCAACCCUCCGGGAUUCAGUUACUCUCACAGCCCCCCGGUCAGCGGCGGUACCGUGAGAGAAGGAGCGUAUCAGAACCCUUUAGUGAUCAGUAACGGCAGCCGGGCAGAACAGUAUGGAAACGCCUUGGUGCGCUCGGUCAAUGGAUCCUACUCUAGUCCGUACCCUACCUACAUGAGCCCGGAGAUGGCGUCCUCCUGGUCACCUGGACACUUUGAGGGCAGCAUGAUCAGCCUGCAGAGCAGGCAAGCGGGACUGUCGGGAAGAAGGUCCAGCCUAGAGCUGUUGGAAGAGUACCCGGGCGAGGGUAGAGAGUGUGUAAACUGCGGUUCCAUUUCGACUCCUCUGUGGAGGAGAGAUGGCACAGGACACUAUCUGUGUAACGCCUGCGGACUCUACCAUAAGAUGAACGGUAUCAACAGACCCCUCAUUAAACCACAGAAACGACUAGUAAGUUGUGUUUUUUGUCGGACGCAGACAUUUCCCUCUAUCACAAUGAACGACAAAGUUUGAUGUUUUGGAUAAUUUAAGAAAUCGAUACUUUUAGAAUAAUAGACCUAUAAAACUCAUAAGCCGAAGGUUCUAAUUCUUAUGAAUUCCAUUUCUGUUUCAUUGGUCUGCUCUUAACGAUAAAAUGUUUCACGAUAAGGUGAGCUCAUUUGCGCCAUACCGUUCAUUAUGAACAAGAAUUACAAUAAAAGUAUUGCGUAGACCAGGCAAAUUCAGCUUUUCGUUAUUUUCGGAGAAAACUUUAAAUUUAUAACAGGAAAUGUGUACAUAAAAGUAUUUUGGCUUCAGGCGUUUCUAAUGAGCCUUGGAUACACAAGCCUAUAUUUCAUACGUUUCUAAUGAGCCUUGGAUAGUCUUGUUGAAUACACAAAUUAGGCGUGUUAAGGGAUGGAGGAAAACCUCAUACACAAUACAAGGUCAACAACUUCCUUGAGAAGGUCAAGUUUGCAAUUGGAGUUAUUCAGGGACCUCUUUCCCAGGAAUAAACUACUUGAGAACCAGCGAUAAAUAAUUUUAGUUUUCGUCCUUCAGAGAUUGUGGCCUUGGUUACUUGUUUUUGGUGAGACUAAAUGAAAAAAGAAAACAAUGUACUGUGUCCUUUUCUUCUCUUUGGGAUGUCUUCUAGUGUUAGUGCAACAGCCAAUGAUAUUUUUGUUAUAGAGACCGUAUUUUGCAUCUUAGUUUGUCAUUAAAACCCCAUAGCUCUUGGAAUUCAGUAGUUAUCACAAUGUAGUACACCUGUAGUACUUUUGUGCUCUGCGGACUCUGUGGGGCUUGUAUUGGUUAAAUAAGGUAAAUAUAAUUAAUUGUAAAGGAGGGUGGGUGGGCUGGCAGUUAUUGACCUUGAGCAAUGAGAAUGCGCAAGAUGACGUUUAAAUGGUGUUUUAUGUGAAGGCUGUGAUCUCGUGAAUCAGAAUUAAAAAUGUGGGGAGGAUACAUUUAGCUGAGAACAUAGGCCUUGUAAUCACAAAAAAAUACUGGAAUGGUUGACAGAACAGGAAUUAAGUGUAAGGGUGAAAACACUGGUUUAUCCACUGGA